CCGGCCGCCUCCUAGCGGCCACCACGCUGCCCGCCCCGCCCCGCGCUCGGGGCUCCGCGAUCCGCUGCCGGCGGAGGGAACUACAUUUCCCAGGGCACUCCGAGCCGCCCUUUAGUGACUUCUUCGCGGGGCGGCUGACGAGACCAAGUGUGCUUCGGGCCCGGAGGGUGAUCCUGAGGAGGGGGAGGAUGCCGCCGGCCACGGGCGGAGGCCUGGUAGGGUCCGAGCUGCGUGCCCGGAGGGGCCGCUGUGGACCCCCGGCGGCUAGGGCUGCGAGCCGGGACAUGGCCGCUGAGGCUGCAGCGCCAAGCCCCAAAGGGUCUACUCUAAGCUCGCAGCGCCUCGAGGCCGCCGGCCGGUGGGCCGUGCUGGCCCUGGUGACGCUGCUGUCCUUCGCCACCCGCUUCCACCGUCUGGAAGAGCCGCGGCACAUCUGUUGGGAUGAAACUCACUUUGGAAAAAUGGGAAGUUACUAUAUCAACCGCACCUUUUUCUUUGAUGUGCACCCACCUCUGGGAAAGAUGCUGAUAGGUCUUGCUGGCUACCUGAGUGGAUAUGAUGGUACCUUUUUGUUCCAGAAGCCUGGGGACAAAUAUGAGCAUCACAGCUACAUGGGAAUGAGAGGAUUCUGUGCGUUUCUCGGUUCCUGGCUGAUCCCCUUUGCCUACCUCACUGUGCUGGAUCUGUCCAAGUCCCUCCCGGCAGCACUACUCACUGCCGCCCUCCUCACCUUUGACACAGGAUGCCUCACUCUGUCCCAGUACAUCCUCCUUGACCCCAUCCUGAUGUUCUUCAUCAUGGCUGCCAUGCUGAGCAUGGUCAAGUACAACUCCUGCGCCGACAGGCCCUUCUCUGCUGCCUGGUGGUUCUGGCUCAGCCUGACUGGCAUCAGUCUUGCUGGUGCUUUAGGGGUCAAGUUCGUUGGCCUCUUUAUCAUCUUGCAAGUGGGGUUGAACACCAUUUCAGACCUUUGGCACCUGCUUGGAGACCUCAGUCUUUCAUUGGUGACAGUGGGAAAACACCUGACUGCUCGCAUCCUGUGCCUCAUAGUGCUGCCUCUGGCUCUCUACACGGCCACUUUUGCCGUUCACUUCAUGGUGCUGAAUAAAAGCGGUCCUGGCGAUGGUUUCUUCAGCUCUGCCUUCCAGUCUCGGCUUUCAGGGAACAACCUUCACAAUGCUUCCAUCCCUGAACACCUGGCCUAUGGCUCUGUGAUCACUGUGAAGAACCUCCGGAUGGCCAUCGGCUACCUGCACUCCCAUAGGCACCUCUACCCCGAGGGCAUCGGUGCACGCCAGCAGCAGGUCACCACCUAUUUGCACAAGGACUACAACAACCUGUGGAUUAUCAAGAAACAUAAUACCAACUCAGAUCACCUAGACCCUUCCUUCCCAGUCGAGUUUGUAAGACAUGGAGACAUCAUUCGACUAGAACACAAAGAGACUUCCCGAAACUUACACAGUCACUAUCAUGAGGCCCCUCUGACCCGGAAGCACUACCAAGUCACUGGCUAUGGCAUAAAUGGGACAGGGGACUCAAAUGAUUUCUGGCGGAUUGAGGUUGUAAACAGAAAAUUUGGAAACCGGAUCAAAGUGCUAAGAAGUCGAAUUCGCUUCAUACAUCUGGUCACAGGUUGUGUCCUGGGCUCCUCAGGAAAGGUUCUGCCCAAGUGGGGCUGGGAGCAGUUGGAAGUUACUUGCACUCCGUACUUAAAAGAAACCCUCAACUCCAUCUGGAAUGUGGAGGACCAUAUCAAUCCCAAAUUGCCAAACAUCAGCCUGGAUGUGCUGCAGCCCAGUUUUCCUGAGAUCUUGCUGGAGUCCCACAUGGUCAUGAUCCGGGGGAACAAUGGCCUCAAGCCCAAGGACAAUGAGUUCACAUCCAAACCCUGGCACUGGCCUAUCAACUAUCAGGGCCUGCGCUUCUCAGGGAUCAAUGACACGGACUUCCGAGUCUAUCUGCUUGGCAACCCGGUGGUUUGGUGGCUGAAUCUGUUGAGCAUUGCUCUCUACCUCCUCUUAGGGAGUGUCCUUGCUAUAGCUAUGCAGAGAGGGGCACAGCUGCCGGCGGAAGUUGAAGGACUGUCCCAGGUCCUGCUGCGAGGCGGUGGUCAGGUCCUACUUGGCUGGAUGCUCCAUUACUUCCCAUUCUUCCUGAUGGGCCGGAUCCUCUACUUCCACCACUACUUCCCAGCCAUGCUCUUCUCAAGCAUGUUGACAGGCAUUCUAUGGGAUACCCUCCUGCGGCUCUGUGCCUGGGGUGUGGCCUCCUCUCGCCUGGCCAGGGGCAUACACGCGGUGGGAGUCCUGACCCUGCUCCUGGGAACUGCCUACAGCUUCUACCUCUUCCACCCUCUGGCUUACGGGAUGGUAGGUCCCCUGGCCCAGGACCCCCAAAGUCCCAUGGCAGGACUAAGGUGGCUGGAAUCAUGGGACUUUUGAAGCCACUGCAAGGACUCCAGCCUAUGUCCAGGAACAGCCCAGGGACAGCCAGCUGUGGGGCCAGUUCCUGGACCCUUCCAGCUGUGGAGGAAGCUGCCUGGGAGCCUCAAGAAUUCUGCUGCCUGUCAGACCAGGCUCUGGGAGUGAACCCGGAGUUUAACCCAACACUAGAGAGCCACAGCUUUGUCUGCUGCACCUACAGAGAGCACAGUAUCUCUCAGGCCCGUUUGCCCGAGUGUACAACACGGAGGAUGAGUGUGCGCGAGUGCGUGUGUCUGUGUGUGCGUGUAAGGGUGCAUUGUCCGUGUCUCUGUGGGAUCCAGACUGUGUAACUGUGGAUAGCUGAGUGUCAUAAACACUAAGAAAUAGUC
This is a messenger RNA of Propithecus coquereli (Coquerel's sifaka), 2812 nucleotides long. It is a transcript of the gene POMT2, whose product is annotated as protein-O-mannosyltransferase 2. Gene Ontology annotation, molecular function: dolichyl-phosphate-mannose-protein mannosyltransferase activity. Bases 189 to 2441 code for a protein of 750 amino acids. The transcript is spliced from 21 exons. Gene Ontology annotation, biological process: protein O-linked glycosylation via mannose. Gene Ontology annotation, cellular component: endoplasmic reticulum; membrane. Lineage: Eukaryota; Metazoa; Chordata; Mammalia; Primates; Indriidae. The record is from RefSeq and is a predicted model, not a curated record.